AUGCUAUAUCCACCACACAGCUCACACGGCCUGCACGCAUCCGCCGACGCCGUAAUCAAGGUCAGGGCCAGGCUUCUUCUUGCCCAUCUUGUCAUAGUGGCACAGCUCCUUCGUCUCCUGUUUCUCGUCAUUGCCGUCGGAAAGGAGCUCCCAGCGGCUCUCAUCCAGCAGCUGCUUUUCACGAGCACUGCGGUUCAUGCCCGCCUUGGCGAGCUUGAGGAAGGCCGCGGCCUUCUCGAGCAUGCUGAAGCCGACGCCGACGCAGCCCUUGUGGUGGGUGGUGCAGGAUGCGUGCGCCCAGGCGUUGGGCGAGACGCCCGCGCCGGUGGAGCAGCGCAGAGUCAGCGAGGUGCCCGAGUCGCUUUCGCUCGCCCAGACCUCGGACAUGCUUUCGAACAUGCGCCCGAAGACGGAGGCGGCUGGUGUCAGCUCCCAACGAAGAAUAAAAGAGCAUGGAUGGCGGUGCCUGCGGUACUCACUGAUGAGGGCGCGGUGGAGGAUGCCAUAGGGCACGUAGGGCGUGUGGAUGGGGACGCGGUUGGCCAGACGCGCCAUGAGGAGGAAGUACGCCCCGUCCGUGUCCUCGAACGCCAUGCCGUUACGCACCGUGCGGCUGGGGCGCUUCUCGUGGUUGGACAGGAGGAUGCAGCACUCGCCGAUGCUGAACCAGAGCUCGCUCUCGCUGGUGUCAGCUGA
Trichosporon asahii var. asahii CBS 2479 is the source of this 696-nucleotide messenger RNA. RefSeq lists its product as uncharacterized. The record is from RefSeq and is a predicted model, not a curated record. Bases 1 to 696 code for a protein of 231 amino acids. The transcript has a single exon. Lineage: Eukaryota; Fungi; Basidiomycota; Tremellomycetes; Trichosporonales; Trichosporonaceae.